GCUGUGCCUUCUAAUUACUAUAGCUAUUAGAUAUUGCCUUUUCUUGCUUGUGUGACCUUAAAGCUGUUGUCGUAUUGAGAUAAGGACCAAACAGCAUAUGGCAAUCAAUACUGACUUUUCAAGAUAUUUGGGCAUCAACUGGACCUUGACUCUGAUAUGGUGCUUCUUCUAUACUUUCUUGCAAGCAGAAACACACAGGAUCUCACAGACAGCUGGAAGCACAGUCACCCUGAACUGUAGCAAUGACUCAAUUAGCAGCUUCACUCAACUGGCAUGGAAAAUGAAUGGGGAUAAUCUGUUCAUUAUCAGGUCAGAUGGAACCUCAAACAGCAGUUGUGUAACCUUAAAGAACAGCUCAAAGGUCCCAGAGGCCAGCUGUGUAAGGUCCCCUAUAGCUGAGAACCUGAAACUGAAUGUGUCCAUGUUAAAGAGCCAACUAUAUGCAUUAACCAUAAUGAGAGCCCAGAAGUUGCACACGGGAAACUACACUUGUGAAAUCUCCGCAUUAAAGGGACUCAGGGAACAGAACUGGGAGCUCGUAAUUACAGAGGAUGCUGAAGCAGGAAAUCAAUUGAAAAUCCCACUUGUCGUAGCCAUUAUUGUACCUUGUACAUGUUUCCUGAUCUUUCUAAUUACUAUUGUGAUCAUUCUGAGAAAAGUCUGCAAACGACGUUCACGCUCUCGUUCUCCCGCUUCAAUAAUGGAGCAGAAAGAAGAUAUUUAUGAAAACUGCCUGGAACUUGAAAAUCGCCGACGUAGCCAAAUUCAGGUCAACACACAGAAACAGAGUGAGCCACAAAAUGACCACCAGCAGGGAAGAAGAAGCGAUGAAGACAGGCCACAAGAAAGCAGAAAUACAAAUCGAGGCAACCAUGGUGUUAUGUAUAAGGAUGGUGAUAACGAUUUCUCCUGAAAGAAAGGGGGAGACACAGCACAGGUUUAAGAGAGAAAGAACAAUAUCACACCUGUGAAGGAUACCAAGGAGGGAUGUGAGGCUUUCAGCUGAAUUAUGGAUUCACACCUUAACAGGUGUAAAAGGAGGGAUUUGUUAGAAUUCAUUUUUUAUCUUUAAUAUAUGUAUUCCUCAUUAUUUUAUAUUUCACAAAUACCUCAUAAUUUUAAUUACAC
Messenger RNA from Pelmatolapia mariae (spotted tilapia), 1128 nucleotides. RefSeq lists its product as uncharacterized. The transcript has 8 exons. Lineage: Eukaryota; Metazoa; Chordata; Actinopteri; Cichliformes; Cichlidae. The record is from RefSeq and is a predicted model, not a curated record. Bases 98 to 913 code for a protein of 271 amino acids.